AGGCGGAGCAGCGGCGGCGGCGGCGGCGGCUCCGUGCCUCGCCGCCUCCCCUCCUUGCGCGGCUGCUGCUCGGCGAGCGCGGCGGGAGAGCCCAGCUCGGCCGGGGCAGGAGGGCGGGCGUCGGGGCGGCCCAUGGCGGCGGCGGCGGCGGCGGCGCUGCUGCCCUGGCGGCGGAGCAAGUGGGUGCUGGUGGGGCGCGAGGAGCGCAAGCGGCCGGGGAAGGGCUGGGCGCCGCGGCUGAGCUGCGCCUCGCUGCUGGCCGGCCUGCUGGGCUCCUGCCCGGAGCUGUGGCCGGCGGGGGCGCCGGGCGGCCUCUUCCGCCGCCGGCGCCGGACGGCCCGGCUGAACGCCGAGGAGCCCACCUUCCGCGCCUGCUACCUGGGCCACGCGGCCACCCUGCUGGCCAAGGGCGAGGGCUGCGCCGAGGCGGCGGUGGAGAAGCUCUGGGCGCGCAGCCAGGCCGGCCGGCGCGGCGCCCGCACGCAGCUCAGCCUGGGCCCGCAGGGGCUGCACCUGCGCCCGGUCGCCGCCGCCGCCGCCGCCAAGGAGGGCCGCCCCCGGGCCGGGCACGCCUACCUGCUGCACCGCAUCACCUACUGCGCGGCCGACCGGCGCCACCCGCGGGUGCUGGCCUGGGUCUACCGGCACCAGGUGAAGAACAAGGCGGUGGCGCUGCGCUGCCACGCGGUGCUGCUCUCGCGGGCCGAGAAGGCGCAGGCGGCGGCCCGGCUGCUCUUCCAGACCUCGGCCGCCGCCUUCGACGAGUUCAAGCGGCUGCAGCGGCGGAGCGACGCGCGCCGGCUCCAGCGGCAGCUGCUCGGGGAGGCCGUCGUCCCGCUGGCGCCCCUGCGCAGGCUGCUCAACGCCAAGUGCCCCUACCGGCCCCCGCCGGACCGCGGCCGCAACGGGUCCCGGCUCAGCUCCAUCCAGGAGGAGGAGGAGGAGGAGGAGGAGCAGGAGCAGGAGCAGGAGGAAGGCAGGAGGAGGAAAGAGCAUCUGGCGCCUUUGGGCAUGGCCACCGGUGCCCCCCUCGACUGGCUGGCCACCUGCUCCAUCAUCUGCGCCAUCGGCUCGGCGGGCCCGGCCCUCUGGGCUGACCACACGGCCCAUAGGGGCCGCCCCGGCGCUGCCCUUCCAGAGCCCAAGAUGACCAGGUGCCUGGAGCGGCCGGAGAUGCAGACUUUGGUGCGGGAAUUCCAGUUCUGCAGCUUGCAGGGUGCGCUGCCCGUGGGGGACACGGCCUCCUGGAGGCCACCUAGCCGGGAGCCCCCUUGCCUGUCCCGCUAGGAGCACCGAAGCCAUAAUUUUCUAAUUCCUGGAGAUUUGGGCAGGAGAGACAAGUGGGCGUGGGGAACACAACGUCUCUUCCAUGUUGUUCCCUCCUGGCAACAAAUCCAGAGUCCGACACGCAACCGAACCAUCACAUCCUCCUCCUCGUCAACUGAACUCCUUCGUCUGUGCCACGUUAAUCGCAGCCCUUUUUUCUCUUUUUCGCUUGGGGAGAAACAACCAGAAGCUUUGCGCCCUUUUCUGUGGACUUUGGAGGUUGGCAGAAAGAAGCCCCUGUGAGCUGGUGCUCAGCAGGAUGGGACUCUUGGUACAUUGCUGGGGGGGGCAGUUUUUACAUAUUUGGUGGCCUUGGGGAGGGAGAGAAGAUGGUGUUUGUACUUGCUGAACUGCAAAAAUUGUGGGGGGGAGGG
This is a messenger RNA of Crotalus tigris (Tiger rattlesnake), 1700 nucleotides long. It is a transcript of the gene FAM43B, whose product is annotated as family with sequence similarity 43 member B. NCBI's taxonomy places the organism in Eukaryota, Metazoa, Chordata, Lepidosauria, Squamata, Viperidae. The transcript has a single exon. The coding region runs from base 133 to 1287 and encodes 384 amino acids. The record is from RefSeq and is a predicted model, not a curated record.